AAUGGCUUGUUUUACAAUGGACUGGCUCUUCAAUCAUAAUCAACGAAUGGGCCUUGGUUUCAGCCCAUCAACUAAUUGUCCAUCCCAGCCCACCACUUUCAGCCCCAUCGUCACUUUCCUCCUUUCACCGAAACCCUAAUGCACCCCUGCAUCAUCACGCCUCUUUCGUCUGAACCCUCUCCAUCGCGCCUUUUUUACCUGCACCAUCACUUCACUCUACACACUUCUACAAAUCGCAUAAAAUUAUUUUCGUAGUCGUUUUUGAACAACUUGCUUUGAGCAGAGAAUCCCAGUAACGCUUUCCCUUCAACUUCUCCAUCGCCCAAAAGAAAGGUUUUUUUUUUUUUUUUUUUUAUAGACAAAAGCCUUCAGAGAACUGGGAAGUCACUGAAAAGCUACAUAAUUUGUUCCGAGAAAACGACUUGUUUCUUCAAGUAGUGACGUGAUGGGGGCACCUUUCCUGGGCAUGCCAGGACCAUGGGCCAACAAUCAUCUUGAACCAUCUGAUCAUUAUACAACAAAAAUUGGUGGAUUGCCUGAUUGGCCUCUUCCCGAGGAGGCUUUAAGAUCCAAUCUGCUUCUUCAGUGUGGCGCAUGUGGAAGUAAACUCUGCCUUAUUGCACAGGUUUAUGCUCCUAUUUCAAGUAAAAGUUUAGAUAUUGAAGAGCGUGUUCUUUAUGUUUUUGGUUGUGUGAUGCCAAAAUGUGGGAGCACUCCCCUGAGUUGGCAAGCUCUUCGUGUUCAGAAAUCACCCAAUGUAGAAGAAUCGCAUACCAACUCUCGGGAAGUGGUGUCUUCACCUGCACCCUCUGUUUCAGUUUCAAAUACCAGCUGGUGGGAGGGUUUCGGUGAUGAAAAUGGUGCGGACAUGGAUCUGGAGGAAUUGGGUAAAGCACUCUCCGAAGCUGCAACCUUUGCUUCUCAUUCCAAGAAACCACAGAGCAAUCGCUGUUCUAAGAGUAAAAAGAAGCCCACACCCGUAAGCCCAAGAAGAAGAAUGAUGGAUGCCAACACACCAGUGCUGCCUUGCUUUUAUAUUUAUACUCAGGAAGAACCAUCCUCAAGAGAUAUUACUUCAAUGUGCUCAAAUUACUCUUCACUUUCCAUUAAGGAAAAUGGAAGUGAUGCCAAGGAUGAUGUACAAAAAGAAGUUUGGGCGGAGGAACAUUAUGAAUAUGAUAAAGCUUUGACUGCUGAUAGGACUUACCUUAAAUUCAAGCGUCGACUGGAUGCAUACCCAGAGCAAUGCUUCAGAUACUCAUUUGGAGGGAAGCCACUUCUGGCUACGGCAGAUGAAGGAGACCCUGGGAGGUGUAGGCUCUGUGGUGGAGCAAGGCACUUUGAAAUGCAGCUAAUGUCACCGUUGUUAUAUUUUCUGCACGAAGCAGCUGACGAUCGUCAACGACUGUUGCUGCAGAAUUGGGACUGGAUGACGCUUGUUGUGUAUACUUGUUCCAAGAACUGUUCUCAACCAUUGGAUCAAGAAAAUUCCCACACUGGGGGCUGGAUUGUGGCGGAGGAGGCUGUUGUGGUACAAAAUGAGAAAUCCUUGGCUGAGUCAUUUCCACGUAACUUUUUCUCGUGAUUUGUAAUAUUAAUCUAAAGAGAAAAACACCACACGUCUCACAUGCAAGUAAAUUCUGCCUAGUCUGAACUGCUUUUAUAUUAGGAAUCACUGAAAGAGUUUUGCUACUGA
This is a messenger RNA of Alnus glutinosa, 1696 nucleotides long. RefSeq lists its product as uncharacterized. The coding region runs from base 446 to 1585 and encodes 379 amino acids. Gene Ontology annotation, cellular component: cytoplasm. The transcript is spliced from 8 exons. Lineage: Eukaryota; Viridiplantae; Streptophyta; Magnoliopsida; Fagales; Betulaceae. The record is from RefSeq and is a predicted model, not a curated record.